CGGGUACCCGCUUUCGCUUCCAAAUUGUGCAUGCUGCCCGGACAGAGGCAUCAGUGUAGUUUGCUGCGAUAGACGUUUCACUCGGAUUCUUUUUGUUUAUCUUUGUACUUUCUUGAUCGGAGCGCUCAUAAUAUGAAGAAUAUGACGCUGCGAAGGCUUAAAAAAGUCAACUCUAGCAAUCCAUCUAGUGGAGGUUCGAGCCAGGACGGCAUUUACUUUCCGUCCUCAAAGUCAGACAGUUGUAAAACUAUGGAUUUACCAACUAACUCGGAAGUGUAUAAUUACAAGACUUUGGCUUACUCUGGUGGAACGUUGCCAAGGAACUUCAGAAAGAAUGGUGGGCUGCAGAAGUGGAAGCCCCUGACUCAGACCCCAGAGCCACGGAGGAAAGUUGUCCUGGAGAAGAAGAAUGAGGAGACGUUUGGCUUUGAGAUUCAGACAUAUGGGCUGCACCACCAGGACCAGAACUCUGUGGAGAUGUGCACAUUUGUGUGCAAGGUUCACGACGACAGCCCUGCCCAACAAGCCGGACUCAAAGUUGGGGACACCAUCGCUAGUGUGAACGAGACCUCCGUGGACGGAUUUCUACACAAGGAGAUUGUUCAGCUAAUCAGGGCCUCUGGGAACUCCAUUGGGCUGGAGACGGUAUACAGCGACUCCAUUCGAAAAGCAGAACUGGAGGCCAGGCUUCAGUAUCUAAAGCAAACCCUACAUGAGAAAUGGGAUGAAUACAGAUCUUUGAUGAUGCAAGAGCAGAGGCUGGUUCAUGGCAUAGUGAUGAGUGAUGCUGCGAUCUGUGAGUCCCUGGAGUCUGCGGGGGUGUACGGUAGUCUGGGUGCCCCGAGUCCGGCCGCCCUGCGUGCCCUCCGCUGCACCGGCAGCACCAGCAGCAGCGCCAGCCACCUGAGUGCCACCACGGAGGAGGACCCACUCUACCAGACCUGUCUGUUCCAGAGGCAGGGUGACCACCUCAACGAUGCCAACGGUGACCUCACUAGCAGCACAGAGAAAGACAAACAGAAACCGGAACAGGAGAAGCCUCCACAGGGUAAGCAGAGACUGAUCCGCCCUGCCAGUGAGCUCUUCACCUCAGCCAAGACCCACCUGACCCGCAGCUCCAGCACACGCAGCUACCUGAGGGCCUCCAACAACAACUCUUCAUCAACACCAGGGGAGAAAGCACAAUCGGGAGGGUUCAGCUCGCUACAGAGGAAACCCAAACAGAAGAGCUUCCGCCGACACCUCCUCAAGUUCAUCCCUGGACUGAACAGAGCAAUGGAGGAGGAGGAGAGCAAGCUCUGAGAACUAAACGGACUAAACACCCGAAGAACUGGAGAGUCUUUCUGACCCAAAGACUUAACAUUGCCUCUGACUCAACCUAACAACCAAAGAUUUCAACUAGUGCCACAGAGAGUAAAAAGAGAGACACAUUUGGUCUCAAUCUGUCCAGUCAUACCUUUGUACUUGUUCAGAUGACUACACAUUUGACCCAGCGGAACCAAUGGUCCUUUGUGUUCUGAAGCACACUCCAAUUUGAGGAGACACCUGUACAUACUGUACCUUGGUUACUGUUUCUAUAGUUCAUAAGUUAUUUAUUUAUUUUUGAUUAGUUUGACCUAUGUACAGAAUGAAGGAUUUUGUUUUUGUGUUUUAAUUUAGUUUUGUCAUCAUGACAGUUGAAAAUAAAUGCCCCAUAUCUUCACAUACAACUUUUUGUAAGAGACAUUUGUUACUGUUUUUCUACCAGUUUGAUCUGGUGUUCUCUUGCUGAAAAUAUCUAAAAAUAAAUGUGUGGCAUUUUGA
Molecule: messenger RNA, 1803 nt
Organism: Coregonus clupeaformis (lake whitefish)
Lineage: Eukaryota; Metazoa; Chordata; Actinopteri; Salmoniformes; Salmonidae
Product: general receptor for phosphoinositides 1-associated scaffold protein
Exons: 8
Coding region: 133-1302 (389 amino acids)
Molecular function (GO): protein binding
Source: RefSeq, a predicted model, not a curated record